Molecule: messenger RNA, 492 nt
Organism: Strigops habroptila (Kakapo)
Lineage: Eukaryota; Metazoa; Chordata; Aves; Psittaciformes; Psittacidae
Product: caskin-1-like
Exons: 3
Coding region: 1-492 (163 amino acids)
Source: RefSeq, a predicted model, not a curated record
AUGAAAUCCCAACUGUACCUGACGGUGUCUGAGAAUCCCUCGCCGGCACCGAUCAUAAUCCCCCUCCGCGCCUCUGGCCCCCCACACCAAAACUUUUCCGCCGCUGCCGCCGCUCCUCGGUGGUGGCCGCCGCCCUCCGCGCCGCGCCGCUCCCGGCCGGCCCUGCUCCCCGCCGGCCUCCGCCGCUCCGGAGCGACCCCCGCGCCUCCCGCCGCCCUUAUGAGGCAGCGGCAUCGUCGUCUCCCCUUCUCCGCCACCUCCUCCUCCGGCGCGCAACCCGCGGCUCUGGCAUCCCCAACGCACUUUCUCGCCUCGAUGGUGAAAGGAUCACAUGAGGAGCAGGCACGGGGAUCCCGGACCCUUGGAAGUCGAAGGCGGCAUCGGACACAUAUAUCCAUUGAUUCCUACUACAGAUUAUACAUCAUUGAUUUCUUCAUGCAACUGCUUACAAAUGAUGAUAAAAUUAUAUAUGAACCUUCUCUGCACAAGUAA